Messenger RNA from Ahaetulla prasina, 1479 nucleotides. Its product is annotated as solute carrier family 2, facilitated glucose transporter member 5-like. The record is from RefSeq and is a predicted model, not a curated record. The coding region runs from base 1 to 1479 and encodes 492 amino acids. The transcript has 12 exons. Gene Ontology annotation, molecular function: hexose transmembrane transporter activity. NCBI's taxonomy places the organism in Eukaryota, Metazoa, Chordata, Lepidosauria, Squamata, Colubridae. Gene Ontology annotation, cellular component: membrane. Gene Ontology annotation, biological process: monosaccharide transmembrane transport.
AUGGAUAGCAGAACACAGCUGGAUAAGAAAGUGAUAAUAGAAGAGUGGAGCCAGCUUACAGAAUCCUCGCGCCAGCUUGUCUUCAUAACGGGCUUAGCGUCACUCCAGCUGGGUUACAACCACUGGCUCUGCUACUCGGACACUAAGCUCAUCCGAGAAUUUUAUAAUCUGACGUUUCACAGCGGGAAGAAAAAUGCCAGUCGAACGGAUACAACUCACACCGAGUGGGUGGUCGGUGUCGCGAGCAGCCUGUUCCCUCUGGGAGCCAUGAUGGGCUCACUUCUCGUCGGAGUCCUGGUGGAUAAAUUCGGCAGGAAACAGACAAUGAUGAUCAACAAUUACAUUUCCUUGGUGUGUUCCACGUUGAUGAUUUGGGCCAAACUUCAAAAUGGAUUCGUCUUUGCCAUGUGUUCGCGUUUCCUUAUCGGCAUCUCGAUGGGUAUUUUUUCCACCGUGAUUCCUAUGUACCUCUUAGAGACCAGCCCCCUCAAUUUGAGGGGUUCCAUUGGCAUGCUGCCCCAUAUCUUUCUAGUGAUCGGGGUCCAAACGGCUCAGAUAUGUGCCUUUCCUGAACUACUGGGCACCGUAGAAGCUUGGCCGAUACUGGUGAGUUUGCCUGGGCUGUUGGCUAUCUGGCAGAUCCUUCUGCUCCCUUCCUGUCCUGAAAGUCCGAGGUACCUGUUGAUACAGAAGAAAGAAGAAGAAGAAGCCAGAGAUGCUCUGAAGCACCUCAGGCUCCAGGGUGACGUUGAGGAUGAAAUGGAGGAACUCCGACGGGAGGACAUUUUUGAGAAGGACGAGAAGAAGAUGAACACCCUGCGGUUGCUGCGUUAUCGUCCACUCCGUUGGCAAUUGGUUUCGGUGGUGGUUAUAGAAACGGGCCAGCAGCUUUCCGGUGUCAAUGUGAUCUACCUCGGCAUUGAGGAAAUGCUCUAUUCUACCGGGUUAAGCCACGAAUACGCCCGAUAUUUCCAAAUGAUGACCACUGCCCUGUUAAUCUUGGCUAUCAUAUACGGGAUGUACAUUGUGGACAGGAAAGGACGGAAAAUCCAGCUUCUCCUUGGAUUUGGGAUGUCCACGGUCUUUUGCCUCUUGCUGACGGUCACUCGAGAUCUACAGGGUAAAUUUCCAUGGUUGGCUUUGCUCAACAACGUCCUUGUCAACUUCUUCCUGAUCAUCUACGCCGUCGGACCAAGUUCUCUGAUCAACCUGCUGGUCGGAGAGCUGUUUCUGCAAUCUGCCAGGUCCUCUGCUUAUGUCAUCGGACAAUUUUUAUACUGGUUCCUGAACUACCUAACCGUCUUAAACUUUGUCUACGUAGAGGAGUACAUCCGGCCUUACAGCCUCCUCCUUGCCAGCCCUGUAAGCUUGGGGACUUUUUUUUACAUCUUGAAGAUUAUCCCCGAAACAAAAGAUAAGACGUUUUUGGAGAUCCAGGGCCUGAUACCACUGUACAAGGUCAAGCACACCCCUGCCUAG